This is a messenger RNA of Kwoniella shivajii, 3912 nucleotides long. RefSeq lists its product as uncharacterized. The coding region runs from base 1 to 3912 and encodes 1303 amino acids. Lineage: Eukaryota; Fungi; Basidiomycota; Tremellomycetes; Tremellales; Cryptococcaceae. Gene Ontology annotation, cellular component: chromatin; Sin3-type complex. The transcript is spliced from 12 exons. Gene Ontology annotation, biological process: negative regulation of transcription by RNA polymerase II. Gene Ontology annotation, molecular function: transcription corepressor activity. The record is from RefSeq and is a predicted model, not a curated record.
AUGUCGUCUGGCUGGAACACAUCAUCUCAGCCGUAUAGGCCUUUGAAUGUUAGAGACGCGUUGUCAUAUCUGGAUCAGGUCAAGAUACAAUUCAAUGAUCAACCUGACGUAUAUAACCGCUUUUUAGAUGUUAUGAAGGAAUUCAAAGGCCAAAUCAUCGAUACACCUGGAGUAAUUGACCGUGUAUCUACCCUGUUUCGAGGUCAUCCAUCACUCAUCCAAGGAUUUAACACUUUCCUUCCUCCCGGUUAUAGAAUUGAAUGUAUGGGCGCAGAGGGAGAUUCAAACGGGUUGAUUACAGUUACCACUCCAGCUGGUACAGUAAGUCAAAUACCAGGAAACUUUGCGGCUGCUAUAGAUCAAAGGGAAAGAGAGGCUAGAGACUCUGCAGCCGUUCGACCUCCACCUCCUUCCGAGACCACCACCAGGGAAAGAGACACGAGGCCCGCCGCUCCUCCUCCAGCUUCCUCAUCUUCAACUCAACCUCUCCCUCCUCUGCACUCACAUCUCGCUAGUGGUUCGACACCGUUUCAAGGUGGUAGCGCAACUCACUCUCGACCAAACACCGCUACAAACACUCCUACAGCCACUCCCGCAAGUCGAGCACCACCCCCUGUGACUACUGCUCAGGCUCCACCAGGUCCCCUACCCUUACCACCUCAUUCCCAGCAUCCUUUACCCCCUUCCGGUCCCUCAACCCCUUCUGCGGCUCAGUUUCUUGCUUCUGGUGGUCUGGGUAACAAUCAAAAUGCCUCUGCACAGAAUGCCCAAGGUGGUUCUCGAACGCCUAUAGUAGAGUUCAACCACGCUAUCUCCUUUGUCAACAAGAUCAAAAACAGAUUCAACAACGACCCUGAUACUUACAAGCAGUUUUUGGAGAUCCUACAAACUUAUCAACGGGACACCAGGGAUAUUGCCGAGGUAUACGAACAAGUCACUCGUCUGUUCAACAAUGCUCCUGACCUGUUGGACGAGUUCAAGCAAUUCCUUCCUGAAAACGGGCAAGGUGGAUUCGGUGGUAUGGCUGGAUUUGGCUCCUUCGUGCAAGCCGCUGCCGGCGCUCCACCCGUUGUAGCGGAGAAGCCAGUAGCUCAAAAGCGGGGUUCUAAAGAUGUCAAGGAACCGAGCGCGCAAAAGAAGAGGCGUCCCGCUGCCGAAACUGCAAAAGGAGCUGCGCAAGCCAAGAAAUCCAAAUCGGGUCAACGAGGUGAAUCUCCUGUCGAAGAUGUUGAACAAGUGUCUUCCGCUCCUCCCCUUUCUGGCAACCAGCCGCAAACUCUCGCUUCUCCCGACGAAGUUGCCUUUUUCGAUAAAGUGAAGAAAGCAAUCGAUGAUAAAGUCGUCUACCAUGAAUUCCUGAAACUCAUCAAUUUGUUUGUGCAAGACAUGAUCGACACCAAAACUCUGCUGGAGCGAGCCUACUAUUUCAUAGGCGAAGCUCCUGAAGUCUGGGCUAACUUCCAGAAAGUGGUCGGGGCGACCGCAGACGGCAAAGCUCCUCCCAACCCUGCCACUGCACAGGGCGGAUACAGUUUUGGUGGAAUGGUUGGAGUCGAUAACCAGGUUGUGGAGAACGUACCUAUGCUCGAACGAGUCAAGCCUGACCUGGGCGCGAAAUACGUCAAGUCGUACGGUCCAAGUUAUCGUAAACUCCCUAGAACGGAGAUCAAUCUUCAAUGUACUGGUAGAGAUGCUAUGUGCUGGGAAGUACUCAACGAUGAGUGGGUAUCCCAUCCCACAUGGGCUGCGGAAGAUGCGGCACCCUUCAUCUCUCACAAGAAGAACACCUACGAAGAAAUGCUUCAUAAGUCGGAGGAAGAACGACACGAGUAUGAUUACCAUAUCGAAGCGAACCUCCGCACUAUUGCAUUACUUGAACCUCUCAAUAACAAAAUCCAAAUCAUGGAUCCUGAAGAACGAGCCAAUUUCAAUCUCAAAGCAGGCCUCGGUGGUCAAAGCAAAUCAAUAUACCAGCGUAUCAUCAAGAAGGUCUAUGGUAAAGAGCUGGGUCCUGACAUUAUCCGGGCUCUUCAUGACAAUCCCGUCGUUGCGCUUCCGAUCGUUCUUGAUCGAUUGAAGGCGAAAGAUGAAGAGUGGAAGAAGGCCCAGCGGGAAUGGAACAGAGUUUGGAGAGAGCAAGAUGCUAAGAAUUUCUACAAAGCUCUUGAUCACCAAGGUGUUCAAUUCAAACUGUCUGACAAGAAAACCCUUAUGCCUAAGAGUCUGAUGGCGGAGAUCGAAUCCAAAAGGCGAGAACAAAUGAAUGUUCGUUCGGCUUUACUCGAUCCUCGACCUUGGCGAGCUAGACCCCAAAUCGAAUUCCAAGUGAAAGAUAUGGAAGUCCUAAAAGAUUCCGUGAAGCUCAUCAUCAGCUAUCUCGAUCGAGUCAGUAACUCAUUGUCUACUCAAGAUCAAAAUCGCGUGGAGCGUUUAUUGCGGGAUUUUGUCCCUCUUCUUUUCAUGCAAGACAAGGACGAAUUCGAUGCGGACUUUGGAGAUGAUGAUGGGGAGACACCAGGUGACGACUCUGAAGAAUCUGAUGGUGACAUCAGUAUGGCCGACGAUGACGAAACAGCCAGUGUCGCUUCUACAUUCAAGAAAGGCGGUAAGAAAACAGCUCACGCCGCCGAUUUACGGAAGAAGCUCCUCAAGCAAGUAGGAGAAAACGCUGGGAGGGAGAAACGAGGAUCAACCAUGACACCUGGACCCGAAGGUGAUGCGCCUGCCGAAAGAGCACCCUCAGUUGAAGGAACACCGCUCACUGAAUCUGGUGAAAGAGCUGAGACUCCACUUCCUGUACCUGCCGAUCCAGCAGAUGUUGCCGAGGCCGUCGAAAAGGAUAAAGCUGGUGCAGAGGCAUCAGAACAGACCUGGGUGCAAAUUGAUGGUUUAGUGGAAUCUCGUGGUCAAUCAGAGAAGAGCUCCGAGGCUGGCAUCCCUGCUGAAUCCAAACCUAAGGCAACAAGGAAAGCAAAUUUCUUCGCCAACAAUCAUUUCUACAUCCUCCUUAGACUCAUCCAAAUCCUUUAUUCCCGUUUGGCGAUGUGCAAAGACAUUGCUGAUAAGCUUUGUUCGGAAAAGAAACAACCUAUAAAUCCGUUGGCUAUCAAGCUUGGGUUAGCUGAACCUGAAUCUCACUUUUUUGGGAUCGAGGAUGGUGAAAAUCCCGCUCAACACUACUAUGGUCACCUCCUCAGUAUGGCCGAAAGAUUAUUCGAAGCCGAGGUGGAUAAUGCUCACUUUGAAGAAACUCUCCGAGUUAUGUUUGGAACAAAGGCAUAUAUCAUGUUCACAGUCGACCGAGUCAUUGCGGCUAUCAUACAAACGAUUUUGGGAGAUAUGAAGUCCCAAGAAUUGUUUGCUCUCUUGCAACGAGACAGAGUCAACGAAAGGACUACAACCAGACGACAAAUAGCUUAUAGGAUGCAAGCUGAGGGUGUAUUAGGGUCAGAAGAGAAUCUGUUUAAAAUAUCAUACGCUUCAUCAAAAGAUACAGUCUCAAUCCAGCUUUUAGCCCGAGAGGACCUGACAGUUGACGAUGCGGAGACAGCUCAAGAGAAAUGGAGACAAUAUAUCGAGAGUUACGUGUUGACCCAUGCGACGGAGGGAUUGCCGCAUCGUGUGGAUCCUCCCUUGCUUCAAAGAAAUGUCGACAAAGAUCUUCAGCUUGCUCCGGACUCAAUAGUAACAAAGGAUGGUAUGGAGAUCAAGAUUGCUUUGGGCAACUAUAGGAUGUUCUUUACUCCUGAUACCGAGGACUAUUUCCAUUUGAAGCGAAGCGCCACCGAGGUAAUUGAUACCGACGCCAAAGAAAAAGCUUAUCUAAUGGGAGCUAAAAAGAGGUUAGACGAAUGGGUUGAUCAAUCGUUUAAAGGUGAAGGAGGUUCUGCUGCCAUAGCAACCACCUCAUGA